Messenger RNA from Sugiyamaella lignohabitans, 900 nucleotides. Its product is annotated as fork head domain protein, putative. The coding region runs from base 1 to 900 and encodes 299 amino acids. The record is from RefSeq and is a predicted model, not a curated record. The transcript has a single exon. NCBI's taxonomy places the organism in Eukaryota, Fungi, Ascomycota, Dipodascomycetes, Dipodascales, Trichomonascaceae.
AUGGCAGCAGGAGGACAACAGAAGCCACUUGAAAAUGAAGCGACAGCCAGACGGACUGAGGCAACAAGCGAAGAUACCGAAGAUCCAAUGGCUCAGUAUUUGGCAAGUAAGAAAAAGAACUCUGAGAGAAGAGAUAAAACUCGAAGUGAUGAUCGGAAUCGUUUAAAGGAAAGUGAAAGUGAUAGAGAUGAUGAUAGGCAUAUGCAUAAACGCAGUUCUAGAGAUAGAGACUCAGAAAAGCGCAGCAAAAAUGAUAGAGGCAGUCGGGAUCUUGGUCUAUAUGAAGGACGUGAAAGAGACAUAAGGCUAGAAGCGGACGACAGAGAUAACCAGGAGAGAUAUGAACGACACGACCGUUCCCGUCACGAGCGACAUGAAAGGCUCGACAGGCAUGAAAGACACGACAGAGAAAACAGACACGACAGGCACGACAGACACGACAGACACGACAGACACGACAGACAUGACAACCAAGACAGAACCGACAAGACCGGAAAAUACGAAAAAAAUGAGAGAAACGAAAGACACGACAAGUAUAGCAGGCACGACAGGCACGACAGGCACGAUAGACAUAGCCAACAUGACCGGCACAGACAAGACGACGAACGACAUUCAAGUGACAGGCGUAAGAGAAAUGACGAAGGACAUGGCAGCGACAAACACCGUGACGACAAGUCCAAGUCCUAUCGUCAUUCUGAAAGGCGCGAAAGAGAAGAAAACGAUGAUCAUGAGAGCAGAAUUCAACAGCGAAGCAGUCAUGCUAAAGAAAGCGACCGUCAAAAUGACGGGCAAAACCAUUCUCGGAGAGAUGAACAUGAUAAUGAUAUUUCCCAGGCUCGGAGCUCGAAAAGACGACGGACUGAAGAUGACAUUGAUGCUACUCCACCACCGUCGUCAUGA